AUGAAAUUCUUAUCUUCACAUAAGACCACCAUACUCACCUUCAUCAUUAUCACAUUAUGCAUCACGACGACCAUCGUAUCUUGCGCUCGAUAUACACAAGCUGUAAGUAUACGCUUCUAUGGAUCAGAUACGUCAGAAACCGCGGACACAGUAGAAGAUUGUGCUCAAAUGGCAUUGGAAGCGACGGCUGAAGGCUUUGGCUACUGUGAGUCGAACAGUACGUGUAUGUUGUUCACUGACAUAUACGGCUAUGCUACUGGGAACGAUGCGUGUUACUUUUACAUACGAAAGGAUGAUCAACCAGAUGAGUGUGCGUCUACAUCAGACAUGACUUCUGCGUUGCAUGACUUGGUAUAUGAUAACGGGGAUUGUCCUACUGGGUUCACCUACAAUAGCACUGCUCAGUUUUGUUAUUCUAACAUGGUAAGUUGGAGAGGUUUAGUUAUAACUCAUAAGAGAGAAAAGGAAUGAUUUUUAAGGGAAAAAAGGUCCUAACCUUAGUAGAGAUACCAUAGUUUCCGAAUAUAAAUUACCAGAACAAUACUGAAUUACAGACCCAAGAUGAAUGUAGCAUGUACAGUGCAACGUGGCGAUAUCCGUACAUGCCAGUAUCGCAAACACCUUGUGCUUUAUAUGGCAGCUCUCAAAGUAAGCAAGCUUGUAAUAAAUCGUACCCCUUGGCCAGAGCUCUAGUACAGAGCCCUAGUCCAGAGCCCUGUCCUGUUUUGCUCUAGACAUAGCUUUAACCUACUCUGCCUCACCCUAGGUCUUGUUUAGCUUCAUCGUACUCUGUUUUCUAUGUAAUGUGCCUUAUGUCUAAUUUUAUCUAAUUUUAUAGCCGAAUUUCUGGAUGACUAUGCAUGUGAAAAUUAUGGGUCUAAACUGCAAAUCUUCCAAGGAAGCGCCUACUGUUAUGUUCGAGUUGCAGUGACAACAGCGGUAGGUUUUAGAUCUAAUCUGUGUACAAAGUGACAUCUUAUGCGUCAUGCAACCAAAACUAUUUUUUUAAAAAAGCUGCCAUUUAAAGAAUAAAUUGUUUAGCUAGCCGAAAAUGCGUCUGUAGUAACAGCAAACGGUUGUUCCUGGUUGUACGAUGUAAAUUCGAAUACGAUAAAGGUUGGCAGCCAGCUGGAGAUCGACUUUAUUCAUGGUAAGCGGGCAGUCUUGCUCAUUUUUACGUUCCUACACACCAAGUUUAAAAUUUUUUUUAAUUUAAAAAUUUUUACCUUUAAAUUUAAAAAAAAAUUAUCGAUAACAUAAACAUUAAUUUAGUCUCAUAUGGCACCGUGAUGAUUGGUGGCUACAGUGCUGGCUACACCUUAGGCAGCAUAACAAUAAACGAAGCUAGCGACUACAAAUUCUACGAUAAUUCGUCGGCUUCUGCCUAUCUGGAUCAAAGCACAAUAUCUUCGAGUACGCCUGGCUUCAUGUACACUACAGGAAGUGAGUUGACAUUGCCAUGA
This is a messenger RNA of Bursaphelenchus okinawaensis, 1463 nucleotides long. The record is from the annotation of a GenBank genome assembly. Lineage: Eukaryota; Metazoa; Nematoda; Chromadorea; Rhabditida; Aphelenchoididae.